This is a messenger RNA of Trichogramma pretiosum, 2268 nucleotides long. RefSeq lists its product as uncharacterized. The coding region runs from base 1 to 2268 and encodes 755 amino acids. NCBI's taxonomy places the organism in Eukaryota, Metazoa, Arthropoda, Insecta, Hymenoptera, Trichogrammatidae. The transcript is spliced from 5 exons. Gene Ontology annotation, biological process: DNA integration. The record is from RefSeq and is a predicted model, not a curated record. Gene Ontology annotation, molecular function: nucleic acid binding.
AUGAUUGUUACCACAGGUGGUCCAGUUUCAGAGUCCUGUCGCAAGCUUUCGCUGGAGAAGCUGAAGGCGGCGCAGGAAUUUUUCCGGGAUCAGGAUUUGGCGGAGCGCUCGAAUAGCGCGUGGGCGUCCCCGAUCCACUUAGUGGAAAAGAAAGACGGUUCCUGGAGGGUCUGUGGUGACUACCGCAAAUUAAAUAGUGUAACUGUUCCCGACAAAUAUCCGGUGAAACGUUUGCAGGAUUUUUCGACUAUUUUGUUUAACGCUACCGUUUUUAGCACGCUGGACCUUGAGAAGGCUUUCAUGCAAAUUUCGCUCAGGUCGGAGGAUCGUUCGAAAACAGCACUCACUACUCCGUUUGGACUCUUUCAGUUCAAGGUCGAGUUCCUCGGAUUUUUAAUUGACUGUAACGGUUAUAAACCCUUGCCAGCCAAGGUAGAGAAAAUUAAUAAUUUCCCGCGCCCACAAACUGUCGAGCAGUUGUGCCGCUUCCUGGGCAUGAUUAAUUUUUACCAUCACUGUAUGCCGGGAAGCGCGCAGCUGCAAAUAGAGUUGAACGGCCUGUUAACUUCACAGAAAAAGUGCGAUAAGACCCCUAUCAAUUGGAACUCUAAAGCUAUAGAGUCGUUCGAGCAACUUAAGAAGAGCCUCGCGGCCGCGGCUUACCUCGCUUUCCCGCAGGAUGGGGCCCCAUUACGAGUGUGUACGGACGCGUCGGACUCCGCGAUGGGUGCUGUCCUUGAACAACAGGCUGCGGACCAGUGGAAGCUUUUAGCUUUUUUCUCUCCAGCACAGGCAGAUGAUGAUGAGCUCAGAAGGCUCCUUAAGGAUCCGGCUCCUUCCUUCAAGCUGUGCAAGGUUGUCUGGCAGCCCUCGAAUCAGCAGAUUUUUGCAGAGGUUUCAACCAAGCGCAUUCGACCGUAUGUUCCCGGUUCCCUGCACUUUGAAGUUUUUGACAUUUUCCACGGGCUAGCACACCCGGGCCCUAGAAUUACGGAUAAAUUGAUCCGAAAGUUUUAUAUUUGGCCCUCCAUGUCACGCGACAUAACAUUAUUUUGUAAAGCUUGCAUGCCAUGCCAGCAGUCCAAGGUAACUCGACAUAACCGUCCGGCGCCGAUGCAUUUUGAGGCGCCGGACGCACGUUUCCAGCAUGUACAUAUUGACUUGGUCGGUCCUCUCCCAAAGUGCCGAGGUUUUUCUUAUUUAUUAACUAUGAUUGAUCGCUUCUCGUGGUGGCCUGAGGCAGUUCCCUUACAGGAUAUCACUGCUGAAACUGUUGCACGGGCUUUUGUUAAGCAUUGGGUGUCACGUUUUGGUGCCCUUUCGAUUCUCACUACAGAUCAAAGUGGCCAGUUUGAGUCGAAGCUUUUUGAGGAGGUCUAUCGCGUGUUGGGAAUCGAGAAGAUCCACACCACGCUGUAUCACCCCCAGGCAAACGGGAUGAUCGAGCGUUUCCACAGAGACAUCAAGGCAGCUUUCAUGUGUAGAAGUGAGACUGGGGACAGGCUCGACGCGUUGCCGACGAUAAUGCUCGGGCUGAGAACCAGACCGAUCCUCGAUACUGAUUUGAGCCCUGCCGAAAUGUUAUAUGGGAGAGCUUUACGCAUCCCUGGCAUAUUUUGCGAAUACGACGAUGACGACUAUGACUCACUGAAGCAUAAAGACACUUCUAGACCUUUUUAUUAUGCCGAUUUGGACGCUUGUUCCCAUGUUUUUAAAAUAAUUAAGUGUGGCAAGCGCUCGCUGGAGAGACCUUACACAGGUCCGCAUCGAGUUAUUUCGCGCGACCCGUCUAAGAAACAUAUAGAGAUUCAGGUCGAUAACAGAAUUGUCAGGGUCUCGGUAGAUCAGUUAAAACCAGCUCAUUUUCUUGAUAAGGCCCGGGCCCAUCAAGCCGUAGUCGAUGCCGCGCCACCUCCAGGUCCCCUUGAGGCCGAUGCUGCCGCGUCGCACCCGGUUCCCUCUACCUCGACUUGCGCACCAUCGCACACUGUGUCUAUCGAUAUUCCUGGCUCGUCCACCGCUGUGACGGCCUCGGUGCCUGCCCAAAAUAACAAACAGACUUCAACUGAUGUCCCGACGAACGCAAAUGCGGCCGACAUUGACGACGCCUUGUUACCUGAUUAUCCUGAGCUCACUGCCGGUGGGGCGGCUGACGUUCCUCUCCCUCUUGAACAACCCUCCUUUACAUCUGAAUACUCUCACGCUGGCACGUCUCAAGCCAACGGCAAGAGAAAAGCGCGCUCAAACAACAGACAGCCUAAAAGCUAG